Messenger RNA from Theobroma cacao (cacao), 3044 nucleotides. Its product is annotated as nucleotide/nucleic acid binding protein. Gene Ontology annotation, molecular function: RNA binding. NCBI's taxonomy places the organism in Eukaryota, Viridiplantae, Streptophyta, Magnoliopsida, Malvales, Malvaceae. The record is from RefSeq and is a predicted model, not a curated record.
UGCCCCUGCUUACCAUCGAGCUCCUCUCCUUCCACCGUCGACGCCACCUUCUCUCGUUCUUCUUCGUUCUUCUCUAGUAACCCAAACCUAGCCGAUCCACAGUCUGGUUUUCACACCAGUUCCACCUCAUUUUUUCAGCCAAAUCUCGUUGAACUCUUUCCUCCGUCGACAGGUCGGCUUUUAGAAACAAAGAAUUCUCUCGAAAAGCGGAGCAAACAGCUUAACUCAUUCCAGAAUAAAAAUAUGUCAAGAAUAUGUGUGAAAAAUCUGCCGAAACAUGUAGCGGAAGAUCGGCUAAGAGAAUUCUUUUCGCAGAAAGGAGAAAUUACCGACACCAAGCUUAUGCGCACCAAAGAUGGAAAGAGUAGACAAUUUGCAUUUAUCGGGUACCGUACGGAACAAGAAGCUGAGGAAGCUAUCAAAUACUUUAACAAGUCUUAUCUUGAUACUUCUAGAAUCAUAUGCGAGAUUGCCCGUAAAGUUGGGGACCCCAACACUCCCCGUCCAUGGAGUCGGUAUUCAUCGAAGAAACAGGAGAAUGUGACUGAAACUGGAAAAACAACAGCUGGUGGUAAAAGUUUGAGCAUAAUUGAUUCUAAAGGAGGGAAAAAGGUUCUUGAAAGCAGUGAGAAGGAUGACCCACAACUUCAAGAGUUUCUUCAGGUUAUGCAGCCAAGGGUUAAGUCAAAAAUGUGGGCAAAUGACAUUGUAAUUGAUACUCCAGCAAAUCAGAAAAGCAAAGUUACCAAGAAAAAAGCUAUAUCUGAGAAAGAAAGCAGACAGACGUCAGCUUCAGUGGAUGCUGAGACAGAUGAAACCAGCAUUGCAUUGGAUGAUGAUGAUGAAACCAAAGCAUCGGACACUCUUGCUCGUGAUGAGGUUAUUUCUGAUAUGGAUUACUUCAAGAGUAGAGUGAAGAAAGAUUGGUCAGAUUCAGAAAGUGAGGAAAAUGAUGAUGGUGAUGAUAGUGAUCAAAAGGGAAAACACAAUUCCCUCUCUGAGGAUGUUAUCCAGGAUCAGAUUCAACAGGGUUCUUCCAAAGAUGCUGAUGAUGAAAUUAUUGAUCCAGAUAAUCCCUCUUCAGUCUUGAAAGAUGAUAGAGAUGAAGUCCUUCAAAGUGGUCGGCUUUUUGUCCGUAACCUGCCAUAUACAGCAACUGAAGAUGAGUUGACAGAAUUCUUUAACAAAUUUGGUGAUGUCUCACAAGUCCAUCUUGUCAUUGAUAAAGAUACAAAACGUUCCAAGGGGAUUGCCUAUGUUCUUUACAAGGUUCCAGAAUGUUCUGUGAGGGCUUUAGAAGAAUUGGACAAAUCAAGUUUUCAGGGCAGAUUAUUGCAUGUUAUGGCAGCAAAACUAAAAAAACCCACAGGCAAACAAGAGACUGACGCAAGCCAAGGUUCAAAAACCUUCAAGCAAAAGAGGGAGGAAGAAAGGAAGGCAUCUGAAGCUAGCGGGGACACAAGAGCAUGGAAUAGUCUAUUCAUGCGCCCUGAUACGGUUGUUGAAAACAUUGCUAGGAAAUAUGGUGUGAGUAAGAGUGAGUUACUUGAUCGAGAAGCUGAUGAUCUAGCUGUGCGUAUCGCUUUGGGGGAAACUCAAGUGAUUACAGAGACAAAAAAAGCCCUUGCAAAUGCUGGUGUAAAUAUCUCUUCUUUGGAAGAAGUCGCUGCUGGUAAAGCCGAUGGCAUGAAAAGGAGCAAUCAUAUUCUGUUGGUCAAGAACUUGCCAUAUGGUUCAUCAGAUGAUGAACUAGCUAAGAUGUUUGGAAAAUUUGGGAGUUUAGACAAGAUCAUUCUUCCUCCAACAAAAACAUUGGCCCUGGUUAUUUUCCUUGAACCAGCUGAAGCCCGUGCAGCAUUUAAGGGUUUAGCAUACAAACGUUAUAAGGAUGCUCCUUUAUACUUGGAGUGGGCUCCUGACAAUGUUCUUAACAAGAGUUCAACUUCCGAGGGUGACAAAAAGAAUAAUGCAGCUGUUGGCGAGCAUGAUGUCAAGAGGGCAAUUCUGGAGCAACAUGUGGAAGGAAUUUCAGAUGCAGAUAUUGAUCCGGAUAGAAUUGAGUCACGAUCUCUAUUUGUCAAGAACCUUAAUUUCAAGACUUCUGAAGAAAGCUUGAGGAAUCAUUUCACUGAACAUGUGAAGGAAGGAAGAAUACAGAGUGUCAGGAUAAAAAGGCACUUGAAGAAUGGCAAGCAAGUCUCAAUGGGUUAUGGUUUUAUCGAGUUAGAUUCGGUGGAGACAGCAACCAAUGUUUGUAGAGACUUACAGGGAACUAUUUUGGAUGGGCAUGCUCUUAUCUUGCAACUUUGUCAUGCCAAAAAAGAAGAACAAGCAGUGAAAAAUGUUGAGAAGGAUAAAAGUUCAACAAAGUUGCUUGUAAGAAACGUAGCUUUCGAAGCAACAGAAAAAGAUCUGAGACAGUUAUUUAGCCCAUUUGGCCAGAUCAAGAGCUUAAGGUUACCAAUGAAGUUUGGAAACCAUAGAGGUUUUGGGUUUGUGGAGUUUGUUACGAAGCAAGAGGCUCAAAAUGCACUUCAAGCGCUUUCAAGCACCCAUCUUUACGGUCGUCAUCUGGUGAUUGAAAGAGCAAAAGAAGGUGAGAGUUUAGAAGAGUUAAGGGCCCGAACAGCUGCUCAGUUCACUGAUGAACAAAACGGGUUUCAAAACCCAACUAGGUUAUCCAAGAAGAGGAAGAACAUGGAAUUCUUGGAUGGUGACAGAAAGAAGCUUGAAAGGAUCGCAGACUAGCACUUGAAGUGAAUCAUAGAGUGAUGCAGUGAGGUGGGGAUGAGUCGCUUUUCUCUAUUUCUUUUCCCUCCCAUUUGUUAUGUUAGCUUCAUUUUUGCUUGUUAGAAGCUAGCAUCAAUUUUGUAGGCCCUCUUUUGCCUUUAUUUUAUUUUAUUUUUUAUUUUUUUACUGAAAAGUGAAUGAGCAAAGUGUAAAAUAUAGGUACUUCUUUUUGUGUAAAUUAACCACUUUAUGUCAACGUUUCUGCCUUAUUCUUUUGACUGCCUUUUCGAUAGCAAAUGUUAUUAGUUCUUAUA